AUGAAUGAAUAUUUGCCCAACUCUUACCUGUUAGGCAUACAAUUGACUAUAUCGACACAUUCUGGUCAACAAGUGGUCUAUUCGUAUCCACCAACAUCAGUAGCAUGCGCAUCUUCUGUAUCAAAUAAUUUUAAGGUUAACAAAACAAGUAAUAAACAUAGAGAUGAGGAAUUAAAAUUACAAAGAACACAUGACGAAACAGACACUUCCUCUUCAAGUUCAUCCAGUUGGUCGUCGGGACUGAGUGAUUCUGAAUUAUCUACUGAUGAGGCUGACGAAUCCUUUUCAUCUAGAUCUAAUGAAACAACAUCAUCGACAUCAUUCCAUGAACGAAUGAGUACAGAACAACUAUUAGAUAUGUUCAAGACAGGAAGUGAGGCGGUGCCUGAAGUGAUGGAUGUGCAAAUGAAUGAACUUUUCUUUUCAAAGGAAAAUUAUCAGGAUAUUGAUAAGAUAUUUGGAUUUAAUUCUGAAUUCGUUGCAGAAUUUUGUACACCCGACAGAGAUUUAUGUAACACACGAUUCGAGUUUACAAUUGAUGAAUUUUGUUUUCUUGGGUUCCCUAUUCAUAAUGAUUCAAAUGGGAAGUGGAGAAAAUCUAAACAUAGAAAACAUACAUCUAGAAAAUCAGCAAGUAUAAGCCACUCGAAAAGAAAGAAAUCUUUAACGACAAGUUCAAUACAUUCAUCGGGAUCUAAAAGUGGAGAAUCUUCUGGUAUACAGCAAAAACAAUCAGAAUUAACUGAAGACAACAAUGCAAAUAAUACAACCCUAACUGAACCAGAAGAUGAUAUUAAUGACUUGAGUAAAUCUAUGAAUAUGUUCCACGUAUGUUUCAUUUUAAAUCCUCCUUUGAUUGAAUACAACAAUAGAGUAGAUGAUAUGUAUCAGCAUGUAGUGGCAAAAUUAUCGUUACUUCUCCGUUAUAUUCAAUCUAAGACCCAAUUUGUGUCAAAUGAGUGUAGUAUUAUUCUAAAAGAACGUGAAUAUGUAACGAAACAGUCAGAGACAUAUCAGGAACUUAAGACCCCCUGGGAGAAAGGUAAAUAUCUGUAUGAGAGAAUAUUAAGUAAAUCAUCCUUAGCGAGAGCGUUAACAAAAUGUGUUGAUCAACUACACCAAAAUGAAAUCGCCUCUAUUAAAAUUGGCGACAAGAUGAUCUCCUUACAAAUUCCUAUUCAAAAUGAAUUUUCUACCUUACCAAGCAAUCGCUUGGUUGAAAUAUUACCACAUUCUUAUCUCACCUCAAUUGUGAAUAGAAAAUUCAUCGAAAGAGCUUCAAUGGCAUACAAUUCUAAAGUUAACGACUUCAAAACAUCUAAUUUAGGAGGUACAUAUUCAAAUACUGAUAACGCUCCAAGAAACAGUUCUGACGUGAGGUAUUUGCUACAAGAUGAUGGGGCUGACGACGACGACGAUAUUCUAGAUUAUACACUAUUACUGUUAGACGAUCCAAUGAUAAUACUGAAAAAUUUAGAGUCGAUGACAUUAAACAAUUCAGAUUUACAAGAUAAUAAUGUAGGUGACGUUAACACAAUUAUUCUGAAGCAGCUAAUUAAGCAAAUUCAACCUACAGUUCCCUUGCGAUACUAUCAUUACAUUAUAACCGAUAUUCUGCAAAUUGAAGGAAGUAAUAUUACUUAUGAUAUUCUGAGAUCUUUUGCUUUACAUCUUAUAUACUGGAGGCAUGCGCGAAUUAUUAUACCAAUUAGUUCAAAAUAUAAAUAUGCUGUAUCACCACUGUUAACUUUAACAGCUACUUAUCUUGAAGAGUCUAAGAUAUUUAAAGACAAAUUUCCAUCUUUACCUUCUCUAAGCUAUUUUUUGGGUAAAUUAUCAGAGCCAGAUAUACUUGAAACAACCAAGAAUCCAAAGGCAUCAAACCUGAGUAAAACAAUGGGACAUAACGAGACACAUAUUGGAAUAAGGCCCUUUGGAUCCCUUAUUCCAAGUAAAGAACAUAAGGGUAUCUACUUAGGCGCAUUAAGCUGGCUAAUAAAGCAUGGAUAUGUCUAUCAGUUACUGACUUUUGUCUAUAUUAGAGUUGAUAAGAAAGUUAAAAUGCAUGUAGAGGAAGAUCUUGAAAGAGAAGGAUUUAGAGUUAAAAAUAAAGAUAAAAAAAAAAUGAAAGGUGAGAGAAAUAUGCAAGAUCUCUCGCUGAAUUCUUUAGCUAAUGAUAUAAAUACAAAAACCGAUGCAAUUGAUUCAAACAGAAGGAAGAAUAAGCUUGAAACAGUCGGAGUGGACAACCUAAUACCGAAUUCAACAAACAAUACCAUCAUGAACUCCAACAAUGUCAGUAAUGAUGACGUUCUACACUUCGAGUUCGAUGAUCCUGAAAUACAACAAGAUUUUACAAUAAUUUUGGAACCCGAGCGUGCAACAGCACUAGAGAAGAGAUGGCUGUAUAAAUGUGUAUCAGAACAGUCUCCUGACAUACAGAUAUUAUUCAAGAAAAUGCUAAAAUAUUUUAAUGGUAAAACGCCUUUAGAGUUAGUGAUGCUGAAGGAAAAUGUAUCAAGACACGAGAUAAAGAAAUUGUUUCAGGCUUUAGAUAAAUUUCUAGUGGAGGUGCGUCAUUGGUAA
This is a messenger RNA of Maudiozyma saulgeensis, 2586 nucleotides long. The record is from the annotation of a GenBank genome assembly. Lineage: Eukaryota; Fungi; Ascomycota; Saccharomycetes; Saccharomycetales; Saccharomycetaceae.